Diversispora eburnea is the source of this 428-nucleotide messenger RNA. NCBI's taxonomy places the organism in Eukaryota, Fungi, Glomeromycota, Glomeromycetes, Diversisporales, Diversisporaceae. The record is from the annotation of a GenBank genome assembly.
AGGGGGAUCAUAUAAAAGUCACACCAUCCAAAUUUCCUUUUCCAACAGUCUGUCAUGAAUCACAAUCAAAAGAUUGGUUCUCUUCAAUUUCACGGUGUUUACAUUGGAAUGAACGUGAACGUCAAAAGAGUUUUGUGGUAGUAGAAGAAGAAAACAGUGAAGAUGAAUGUAAUGAAGAUGAUGAUACAUCAACGAAAGUUAGUGAAUCAAGUGAACAAGAAUCAUUAGAAUAUAGUGAAGUUAAGUUGCAAAACACUCAAGAGAAUCACAAAUUGGAUUUGAGUAGUAAUGUGAAUAAAAAUAAUAAACAACUUCAUCGAAAUGAUCAUGCAUUUGCUUGUCUUAGAAAAGACAGUUCUGAUUCGAGUAGUAAUAAUAGUGGUGGCGAUUCAAGUAGUAAUAAUAGUAGUGGUGAAGAAGAGUGGAAG